AUGGCAUCGGAGAGGGAUGAUUUUAUCCGUUCAGGACCUUUACAUCUAACUACAGUUAAUUGGGGAAAUGUACAUCACCGGAGAUCUAUAGCCGCUAGCUUGGUUCAGGGUGUAUAUGUUUUAGAACGUGACCGUCAAGAAAAAUAUCGGAAAGCUCUUGCACCACCGUGGUGGGAUUUCUUCCAUUUUGAAUUGCUUUAUACUCUUGUGGAUGAUGUUGACUCUUCUAUUUUUGGUGCUAUAUAUGAAUUUAAACAAGAAACUAACCGCUACUAUUUGGCGGAAAUUCCACGAUAUGUGAUUGCAUUUAGGGGAAUGAUCACUGAAUUAGAUUGUCUCUUGCGGGAUCUGAGUUUGGACCUGAAUCUCAUAAAAAAUGGACUUCACCAAACAUCCCGCUUUGGAACCGCAAUGAAAGCUGUUAGAAACAUGGUAUCUCUAAGUGGACCUAGUAGUGUCUGGUUAACAGGACAUUCUUUGGGUUCUUCCAUAGCAAUGCUGGCAGGGAAAAACAUGGCGAAAACCGGUCAUUUUCUUGAAUCGUAUCUCUUCAAUCCACCAUUCAUUUCGGCUCCAAUUGAAAGGAUUAAAGAUAAGAAAGUGAGGCAUGGGAUUCGUAUAGCUAGCAGCUUGAUCACAGCAGGACUUGCAUUUGCCAUGAAUGUUAACCAAGAAAGCCAGCAGCCGGAAGAUCCUUUUAAUGUUCUGUCGACCUGGAUUCCGAAUCUGUUUGUGAAUCCAGCUGAUCAUCUCUGUUGUGAGUACAUUGGAUAUUUUGAACACCGAGAAAAUAUAAAAAGCUUUGGCGCAGGUGAAAUCGCGAAGCUGGCAAUGCAAAAUUCAUUGACUGGAUUAUUAAUGAAUGCAAUGGGAUGGAAAUAUCAAGAAGAACUACACUUAAUUCCCUCGGCUAAUCUGACUGUCAAUCGUAUCCCAUCACCGACUUUUAGAUUGGCUCAUGGUAUUCAUCAAUGGUUUAGAGGUGAUUUGAGAUUGCAGUCCAAGGUAUACCGAUACUAG
Molecule: messenger RNA, 1020 nt
Organism: Papaver somniferum (opium poppy)
Lineage: Eukaryota; Viridiplantae; Streptophyta; Magnoliopsida; Ranunculales; Papaveraceae
Product: GDSL esterase/lipase At4g10955-like
Exons: 2
Coding region: 1-1020 (339 amino acids)
Biological process (GO): lipid metabolic process
Source: RefSeq, a predicted model, not a curated record